GAAUCAUCAGCUGUCGUCAGUUUUCUAGAAAAACAAAACGUAGUUGUGUGAAAUUUGUGCAAAUUUUUGUGGAAAAUUAAAGAGACAUGUCGGUUAAUACGGCUCACGCCAACAACGGCGUGCUCAUCCAUGCUGGAGAGUACAUACUGCUCCACAGCGACAGUGUCUCCAUGGAGUUCUCCGGUCAGGACAAUCCCAUCUUCAAGGGCUCCAAAGGUGGCAGGAUUUAUCUCACCUCCCACCGAAUGAUCUUCAAUAGCAAGAAGUCCUCGGAUUCGAUGCAGUCGUUCAGUGCCCCGUUUGUUGCUCUUUCGGAUGUGGAAAUCGAACAGCCGGUUUUUGGGGCCAACUACAUCAAGGGAAAGGUGCGCGCUCAGCCAAAUGGAAACUAUGUGGGCGAGGUCAAGUUCAAGCUCCAUUUCAAGGCAGGCGGCGCAAUUGAAUAUGGUCAAGCUCUACUGCGCUCCGCCAAAACGGCGAUGAACAACUACCACCGCGGUGGUCUGGCUGGUGAUGAUCCGCCACCCUAUCAGCCGGCUGGAUCCUGGAAUGAGGCACCACCGCCGGCAUAUCAGCCACCACCUGGAUACUAUGGCUGGCUGCCACAUCAUGACGCCUUCAGCGGCCCUGCUCCGAAUACGGUCUUUAUGAGCGACAAUCCGCCGCCGUAUCCGGGCAUCGCACCACCUGCUCACCAACCAGCACCGCAACAGCCGCAGGCUCCGUCGUCGAAUGAACCCAAUUGGUAUGGUUUUUCAGCGCCGCCGCCGCAGCAGCAACACCAGCAGCCGGGCUAUGGGCCACAGGGAUGGGCCGGUGGAUAUGUCCAACCUCCGCCGUACGCUUCAUGUGCGCCGAAUUGUCCACCUCAACCGCCGUACGCCGCUCCGGCUCAGACGUACAAUGGUCCACAGCCAUAUGGUGGAUACGGCAAUGUUCCUGGCGGAUUUAACACCCCCGGAUUUCAGCAACCGAAUGGAAAUCAAAAUGGCUAUCCAGGUGGACCACCGCCACCCGGACAACAAGCAGCAGGAGCAGCUGGAGGAGCCGCCGCAUCUGGUGCCAGCUUUAUGGGCUUCAGCUUGCCCCCUGGAAAUUCCAAAGAAGCAGAAGCUGCAGCAAGUGCUUACAACACACCCUACAACCAAGGCGGGCCCAGUGGAUCAGGCAACAAUGAUUUACCACCUUCUUAUAAUAACUUGCCACCCAGCUAUGAUGAUGCAUCGAAAAAAAAUCACUAAAAGAAGCUGCUUACUAUAUUCCCUUACGAAGAAAUGCUAAAUAACUGUAAUUACUGUUCAUUCCGUUGAGGAAACUCGAUAUGAAACUAAUCUAUACGAAAUUAUUGUUGUUUUCGGGCAUUUAAAAUGUGCUUGGUUGGAAUAAUUGCUUGGAAUUGUUGCUCAUUAAAUUCUUUCAUAAGCAGCAUAUUCUUCAUAUGCUUUGAUAUCUGGUCACAAAAUUAGAAUUUUGCUCUUUCGGCUUGAUAAAUUGUAUUAUUUUAUAUGUGAACAUAACAUUAACCAACUUGUUGUUAUAUGAGAAGAACAGUACUAUUUUAUUCGUUAUAAUAUAUAAACAAUUUAUUAUAUAAAAGUUA
Molecule: messenger RNA, 1600 nt
Organism: Drosophila sechellia
Lineage: Eukaryota; Metazoa; Arthropoda; Insecta; Diptera; Drosophilidae
Gene: Wbp2
Product: WW domain binding protein 2
Exons: 6
Coding region: 87-1241 (384 amino acids)
Biological process (GO): positive regulation of DNA-templated transcription
Cellular component (GO): nucleus
Molecular function (GO): transcription coactivator activity; chromatin DNA binding
Source: RefSeq, a predicted model, not a curated record